ACCUCACCGACUCAUGAGUCUCAUGCUCUCCAGAGGCUAUACGUAGCACCAGCUCCCGCACAGAAUCAAGCCCCGAUUGUGACGCAUCCAGUAAUGGUCACAUCACCGGUCGACAUACAGGGUGCUCAGCUGCACUUCAUACAACUAAUGCAGCAGCAGCGAUGUGAUCACGUGAACCAGGGAUAUCUACCACUGGGGCUUCAGCAAACCUGUAAUAGUCUUCCUAUUGCAGAAUGCCCUUCGCUUAUGGUCACUAAUACUCCAGGUGGCUACAAGCCGCCAGCCUGCAUUCUGAACCAGCCUGAAGGGACAUGCAGACAUCAGUGA
Molecule: messenger RNA, 327 nt
Organism: Aspergillus vadensis CBS 113365
Lineage: Eukaryota; Fungi; Ascomycota; Eurotiomycetes; Eurotiales; Aspergillaceae
Exons: 1
Source: RefSeq, a predicted model, not a curated record